This is a messenger RNA of Populus trichocarpa (black cottonwood), 2695 nucleotides long. Its product is annotated as autophagy-related protein 13b. Gene Ontology annotation, cellular component: phagophore assembly site; cytosol; Atg1/ULK1 kinase complex. Bases 327 to 2063 code for a protein of 578 amino acids. Gene Ontology annotation, biological process: autophagosome assembly; mitophagy; protein localization to phagophore assembly site. The transcript is spliced from 5 exons. NCBI's taxonomy places the organism in Eukaryota, Viridiplantae, Streptophyta, Magnoliopsida, Malpighiales, Salicaceae. The record is from RefSeq and is a predicted model, not a curated record.
GCCCCACUAUAAAUAUCUUUUUGUGGAUAUAUAUUUAUAUGCCAUCGUUUUAGGGUUCUUUAAAAAUUAUAUAAAAAAAAACAGAUAAAGUCUCAAUUUUUGAAUGAAAAACACAAACUUUAUCAACACCCAGAUGACAAAAUAAAGAGAAAAACAAGGAAGUUCCUUUAAAGUUUUACUUUUGACAACCUUAAAAGAGCAAUCUGAAGUUCUGAACAUGAAAUUCUGUCAAGUGGGGUUUUAAGGCCUGUGUGGUUUCGUUUCGUUUCGUUUUGUUUUUUCUUAGAAGGGUUUGUGCCUUUUAGUUAUUUUUUGAGUUUAAGAGUAUGGCAUCAUCACAUAGUACACCCACUGAGGCUGCAAAAAUGGAACAAAUUAUCACCGAGUUUUUUCCUAAAAGUCUUCAAAUUAUACUUGAGUCUAGGUCUCCUUUCAUGUCAUCACGUAAUUUUAGUGGUGAACAAAUGGUAUCCUCGUCUCCGUCCUCGUCUUUAUCAUCCUCCUCGAGUGUGAUGCCGAGAGAUAAAUGGUUCAAUUUAGCCCUUAGGGAAUGCCCAGCUGCGCUUGAUCUUUGGCGCCAAAGCUACUUAGAACCGAUGAUUGUUGAUGUGAUUUUGGUGCAGAGGCCACCAGGUCGGUGGGAUCCUGUGAAUUAUUCCCCCAAAAGGGAGAUUGUUAGGAAUUUUUUGUCGAAGGAUCAGAGUCCAUUUUAUUGGAAUUCUGAUCAGGAAGACUUGGGGUGUGAGGGUAAGAAUGAAAAGAUUUUAGAGAGGUGGGUGGUGCAGUAUGAGGGUCGGAAGUCAAGGGAUACUGGUUCUGGGAGUAGGAGACUUAGCAAUACCUUGCAAAUAUGUUAUAAGAAAUCGAUACUACUUCUGAGGUCCUUGUAUGCAACUGUUAGACUUUUACCUGCUUAUAAGAUUUUCCGUGACCUCAAUUCAUGUGGGCAAAUUCCUUCAUAUACACUUACACAUAGGAUGUCUUCCUUUGUUGAGCCCUUCACACGCAAAGAAGAUUCUGAAAUGCAGCGAUUUGUAUUCACCCCUGUGGAUACUUCCUGUGGCAGGCUUUGCCUUUCAGUGCUGUAUCGCUCAUCAUUAUCAGAUGUCAGCUCUGAGUCAUCAACUCCUAUGUCCUCCUCCCAAUUUAUCCCUGAUUAUGUUGGUAGCCCAUUGGCAGAACCACUGAAGAGAUUCCCCUCUCUUCCUGUGUCACAUGGUUCUCCAUCAUCUUUGCCCUUCUCAAGACGGCAUAGUUGGAGUUAUGACCUUAAUAAAGCCUCGCCACCUUCAUUUUGUUUCUCACCAUCACCUACUUAUUUAGAAAAACAUGGAUCAAUUUCUAAUCCAAGUUCCUGCCGAUUCCAACCUAUGAGCUUGCCUCCUCAUCCACCUGAAGUGCCUUUAGCUCAUAAGAAGAAUACGAGCUUUGAUGAAUAUUAUCCUUCUCCAAACUAUACACCAUCUCCAUCCCCAUCACCACCAAUCUAUAUUCCUGGGAGUCAUGUUUCCAAGGCUCUUUUACGAUCUGAAAGUGCACCUGUUAGCAUACCUGCUGUCAAGCAUGCUAGUUCUCCCCUGUUGUCCAACAAGCAAAACUUGCCCCCAUCACCACCACUCAAAGCUACCAGAUCUGGUAAUCCGAAGACUGAUAGAAGUACAGGUUUGGUUCACGCUGGUGCAACAGUUGAGAAGUUUUUCUCUCUCGGGAAAGAUGACAUUAGAAAAUAUUCCAGCGUGAAAACAUCGUCCAACAGCUCUCCACAGAUUUCAUUGUCCAGAACUUCCAGUAGGUCAUAUCAGGAUGAUUUUGAUGAUUCUGAGUUUCCUUGCGCUUUCUUUGAUGUGGAGUAUGAUGAUGUGAUGGAUCCAGGUCGAAGGAUUACCAGUCAAAGUUUAUGGGACUAUUUGUUUUUGGAAGAAACUCAGCAUUUAACUAGUUCUCAUUCAGGCCCGAGUCCUUUGAUAAAAAAGGCCACCAAUCUGACCCGCUUGAGCCUGGAGGUCUCUUUCCAGUUAAAAAAUCCCAAGAUGCAGCUGUUGGUGCUCUUGUACGCAUGCUGAAGAAAGCCCCACCUUUAUGCCAGGAUUUCUCUGGUUCAGUUGAUUUGCCACCAGACUCCAGGUCCAAAACAUGGAGCAGCAACCUCCAAGAAUGCAAUCCAAUCUCUGGUGCAUCCUUAGGUCCGCAGGCUGCUGCUUCAGGUGUUGCGUCUUCUGGACCUGUUGCAUCAAAGACAACAGCUGAUGCAUUUGAAGAACUCCAGGGCUACAGAGAGAUGAAGAAAGACUUGUUGCUUAGCCAAGCUGGCAGGUCCAACACUUCAGCUAAUUGUGCUCCAAUGUCAAAACCUACAAGCAGCAGUGGAACUGGACAUUGAGCUCAUUUUUAUAAUUGCGCAUCUGUACAGAAUCCUGGUUUAAGAGGUGAUUUCAUGGUUUAUAGGUUAAUGCUUUCUUAGCGCCCAUCUUCUUGUGCAUACACGAGGCGAUAUGAGAUGAUGAUGAUAACUGAAGUUAAUGUAAUAACAGAAUCUGUCUUUUACCUCUUUUUUUUUUUUGCACGCUUUUAAUUCUGUAUAUAAAUGCAAUGUCAGCACUUGGGAUGCUGUUCUUGUACAUGUGUAAAAAUAUUGAGCGUGCUUGGCUCCUAUGCCAUGCUGCAGUGAUGUAUUUUUCUAUUUUUUUGCGCUUUA